Molecule: messenger RNA, 426 nt
Organism: Cadophora gregata
Lineage: Eukaryota; Fungi; Ascomycota; Leotiomycetes; Helotiales; Ploettnerulaceae
Exons: 1
Coding region: 1-426 (141 amino acids)
Source: RefSeq, a predicted model, not a curated record
AUGUCUUCGCAACAGUCCUCACUGGAACAAUUAUUCAAAGAAAGUCAGAUCGAGGAUCUCCCAGUCCUAUCUCAGCCAGGUCAAGAUUACCAGAGACAUCUCAAACCAACCAACAGAAGAGUAAAUCAAAACUCACAGACUCCCUACCAACCAAAUACCAACCAAACAAUCCGUCCCUCCAACGGCAAGCCAUUCUUCCUCCUCCCUCCCUUCUUCGAACCACGUAUCCAAAGCCCAAACACCACCCUUCUGACUCGCCUGGAGAAUUCUUUCAUGGCCAUCAUUUAUAUCAAAGACCCUUACUGUCCCAUCAUCAAGUGCUACGAAUAUAUUGCGCAAGGUGGUGUGGAGAGCUGUGACAACAGAGUCAGACGUUUGAAUGACCUGGGUGCUAAGUGGGGAUGGCAUCAUGGAGAUCUCUGGUAG